Molecule: messenger RNA, 2933 nt
Organism: Ctenopharyngodon idella (grass carp)
Lineage: Eukaryota; Metazoa; Chordata; Actinopteri; Cypriniformes; Xenocyprididae
Gene: drd4a
Product: dopamine receptor D4a
Biological process (GO): adenylate cyclase-inhibiting dopamine receptor signaling pathway; adenylate cyclase-activating adrenergic receptor signaling pathway
Cellular component (GO): plasma membrane
Molecular function (GO): G protein-coupled receptor activity; dopamine neurotransmitter receptor activity, coupled via Gi/Go
Source: RefSeq, a predicted model, not a curated record
UCAUUAUAUUAUGCGCACAUUGGACUAAACUUAAUAUCAGCGAUUAGCUUGUUCACAGAAAAACUAGCUAUUUAAUGUUCAAAGAACGCAAGAUUUAGCCUAAACCGCCGUCUUUAAGCCACUCGCGGAAAAUGUCACACCCACCGUCACGCAGGACGAGAUUAUCACUCCCGUGUAUCGUUACGGUGAAUCUAAAGAGGAGAGACACGGGACGGUCAACCUGUGAAACGCUGACAAGUCACUGGCUUUAUUUACAGCCCUAUUCACUAACUUUAAUAAGUGAUGUUAUUAUAAAGAUAAGCGUUUUCAAUAACCUCAGGCAAUAUGAAACGCCCCAGUAACGCGCGCUAAGCCGCUUUAAGACUCUCGCGCAGGUGGAUGGAUGGAAAUAGAAGCGCUCGGGCUCCGAGCUGAAGAUCCGCGAUGUAAACCUGACAGAAAACUUUUGCCUCAAACAACGAAGAAUGAACUUAGUGCUUAGUGGGACUGUCAAAGUCUUUCUUCCUUUAAAGACCGAGAAUAACGGGACGCAAAGCGCAGAGUUAGCGGAACGUUCGGAGUUUUCAGAAAGGCUCAAAUAAUGGCUAAGAAGAAACGUGUUUUAUCGGUGAGUUUUAUCAAAGGAUUCCCAGAUGACAGGUUAUUAUAGAGGCAGACAUGCCAGCCAAUCUCACCAUCUCCAGCCACACCACGAACUACAACUUCCCAGCGCUCAUAUUCGGGAUAUUAUUGAUCAUUAUCAUCAUAUGUGGGAACGUGCUGGUGUGUCUGAGUGUUUACAAGGAGAAAGCGCUGAAAACCACAACUAACUAUUUCAUAGUCAGUUUGGCUGUUGCUGAUUUGCUGCUGGCUGUUCUGGUCUUACCGCUCUUCGUCUAUACAGAGUUCCAGGAUGGCGUUUGGUCCCUUAAUAUGACUGUAUGUGAUGGACUGAUGACCAUGGACGUGAUGCUUUGCACCGCCUCCAUAUUUAACCUCUGCGCCAUCAGCAUAGACAGGUUUAUCGCAGUCUCUGUCCCUCUUGCUUACAACCGCAAACAUGUGGACCAGCGACAGAUUGUCCUGCUUUCUGCCACAUGGAUCCUGGCCUUAGCCGUGGCCUCCCCCGUGAUGUUCGGAAUCAACAACGUCCCCAACCGGGACCACGGCGAAUGCAAGCUGGAGGACAACAAUUACGUGGUCUAUUCCUCCGUCUGUUCGUUUUUUGUGCCGUGCCCCAUCAUGCUGUUGCUGUACUGCGGAAUGUUCCGGGGCCUGAGGAACUGGGAGGAGGCGAGGAAGGCCAAGCUGAGGAGCAGCAUGCAGGCCUGCAGAAAGCUUCAGGAGGCCGCCGCGUCGCUGCAGCCCCUGUCUGGCUUGCCGCCUCCUCUGCCGCCUGUGAUCGAUAAAGACCUCACGGACCUUACCUUAGAGGAGCUGGACCAGGAUAACUACCCCGAUCCUGACAGCCCAAAACCUGUGUCCAUGCUCGCCUACCCUGUUGCGAGCUACAAACAAGAUCAAAACCAGAACCGGCAAAGGAAGAGGACGAAAAUAAACAGGAGGGAGAGGAAAGCAAUGAGGGUGCUUCCUGUUGUAGUAGGUGCCUUCCUGUUCUGCUGGACGCCAUUCUUCGUAGUGCACACGAUGAGGGCUCUCUGCGAGGAGUGCGAAAUCCCUGGGAGUGUCGCUAGUAUCGUGACCUGGCUGGGCUACGUCAACAGCGCUCUCAACCCCGUCAUCUACACCGUCUUCAACACAGAGUUCAGGAAGUUCUUCCGGAAGUUCCUGCCGACUCUACCCAACUGCUGCUAGCAUGAACAUGCUCUCUGCUAACGGUUUACGAACAAAACAUACCCAAAAGUAUAAAUAAACCAGACAAAUGAUGCUUACAUGUAAAUACAGCAUAUUGUAUGACACAAAUAUGAAAGUAUGGUUAUAAUGCACUAAACUGUUUGCUGCCAUUACAUUUUUACUUUACUUUUUAAUUUUGUAUGUUUACAUUUUGAAAGCUGACAUCAAUAGGCCUCUUGAUGAAAUGCAAGAAGAACGAAUUUGUGUAAAUAGUGCAUAAAACUUGAGUUACAUAAAUUGUUGCAAUCACAAAAUACAUGCAUGAAAUUAAAAUCGAAUAAUGAAAAAACAGAGCCGGACAAAUCAGGAAGAACUUGUUUCUGGGAUGUUGUUAUUGAAGCGAAUACGACAAAUUACGCAAAAAUGGCUUUACGAACAAAUUAAACAUUUCGUUCUGCUUGUUUUUCAUGGACGAGGCCCAGUUUAUGCUUUGAAGCUUCUAUGACAGGAAUGUCUGUGAACGUCUGCCAUCUACGAUGAUCUCUAUUUGCCAUUCUCAUGUGAUAUGCGAAGGAGCUCAUCCAGCCCACGAGUCAAAGUUAGGGCGCUCAUUUUGUAUCUGAUUGCACUGACUUUCAUCUGAGAAAUAAAUGUUUUUCACAGUCAAGAACUACUUUGUGCUGAUGUCCAGAAGACAUUGAGGUUGUACGAUCGAUGCCUUUUUUUUUUUUAUCCAAAUAUGUGUUCAUUUUACGUAUUCAAAAACUUUUAUAGGACAAAAUGCUCUGAACUAAGAAGAUUGUGGUUGAGAGUUUUACUAAGGCAAUAUUGAUGUGAUGUUAUAAACAUAACAGUUAACAUCGCAAAGGUUAUUUAUGCUGUAGUUGACAGUUUUAGGAGCAAUAAAUGAAUAAUCCAAUGUCAGGCAUUAGUGGAGCGUAUCAAUUAAUCUCCAGUGUGGAGAUCAAAACCGAAGUGGUGAAUCUACGAACAACCUAUACUGAGGAAAUUUUUUUGUACGUUUCUGAACAAAAUUCACUGUCAACCUGUGUAAGUUAGAUGUUCAUGUUGUGUUUGUUUUCAUGCCUUUCACGUUAUUUGUACUCUACAGGUCACGCAGUGUUCAUUAAAGCUGAGUGAACGCGGUUACACCGUGUUUA